AUGAGCUGGGAUUUCGAGAUGAAUAGCGUAUUCAAGGAUAUGAAUGCCCCUUUUCUUGAACCUUGGGAAACCGGAAUGAUACCAAUUGAUCGGGGCAAUCCAAAUGAGGAGGAUGAAUAUGUUGAUAUCAUGACGUGCGACGAACCAUCGAUGGUGCCAGAUCCAUUUGAAGGUGCCGCUGAGAGUUCUGGCUCCUUUGGUGAUACAGACAAUGCUGAUCAUGCUUUCUUCCGCGAUCCAGAAGUCGAAUCGCGAAUGUAUGCUGAUACGGCUUCUUCUUCAAUGUGUGAUGUUUGGGAUGAACCACUCCGACAAAGAAGGAAAAGGGUGACAACAGCUCAUUGGAGAAGGUUCAUAAGUCCUGUUAUGUCACAAUGCAAGUGGAUUGAGUUGAAACUGAAAAAACUUCAGUCUCAAGAGCGUAAAUAUGAAAAAGAGCUUGCAGAACUUGAUCAUAAAAAGCAAUUUGAUUAUGCACAUUUAAGAUUAGAUGGCUGUGAGAUCAAAUCAGUACCUAUUUCUUUUCGGAGGCAUAGGAAUAAAGUUAUGAAGAGGAAAAAGCGUGAAAGAGUUGAAAAGGAUUGCGAUUUAGGGUCUAACCAUCCUUUAUUCUCCUACAAUGGUAAUGUUGAUCCUUUGGAAGAUUGUCAUGAAGCUGCCAUAGGUGGUGACCGUGGAAAUAUAUUAAAGUUCGAGUUGGAAGAUGUAUGGUCUUGUGUAGGUAAUUAUGAUAAUGAUAAGUCCUGGGAUGAUAUGAUUCAACAGAUUAUAACUAUGGAGUCUCAACUUCAAAAUUUGAAAUCUAGACAUGACAAAGUACUUAGUGAAAAUUCAGAAAGGUUUUGUUCUGUAAAUCAACCAUCGGAUGGAUUUAAUCAGCCUAACAUAAACGCCGAUUCUGCCGAUUCUGUUGCUGGAACUGCAUCAUCAGGUGAUGACAAGAUUGUUCCAGAUAUUGAAGCCACUGAUAGGCCUCAACCGUUUGGUCUAUUGGACUAUAUCGAUGAAGAUCUUACGCAGUAUCAUGAGUUAGCCAAAAUGGAAUUGCAUGAAUUAGAAAUUAUUGGAAAUGAAAUGAUAAAUCAACUUGAAUCAAUCAAAGACAAUGCCGUGCACAAUGUCAAUGGGCUUUCGACUUUGAAGUCAUGUUCUACAUCAAAAUCGAAUAUCCCUAGAAACAAAAGGAAACGCGAGAAUAUAUCUGGUAAAAAGAAGAGUAAAAAGAAGAGGUCAAGGACAUCUGGUUAA
This is a messenger RNA of Vicia faba (fava bean), 1248 nucleotides long. NCBI's taxonomy places the organism in Eukaryota, Viridiplantae, Streptophyta, Magnoliopsida, Fabales, Fabaceae. The record is from the annotation of a GenBank genome assembly.